This is a messenger RNA of Daktulosphaira vitifoliae (grape phylloxera), 5361 nucleotides long. It is a transcript of the gene RpI1, whose product is annotated as DNA-directed RNA polymerase I subunit RPA1. The coding region runs from base 179 to 5122 and encodes 1647 amino acids. Lineage: Eukaryota; Metazoa; Arthropoda; Insecta; Hemiptera; Phylloxeridae. The transcript has 9 exons. Gene Ontology annotation, molecular function: DNA-directed RNA polymerase activity; DNA binding. Gene Ontology annotation, cellular component: RNA polymerase I complex. Gene Ontology annotation, biological process: DNA-templated transcription. The record is from RefSeq and is a predicted model, not a curated record.
UAUUAUCAAUCACGUGCUCGAUGCAUAGGAACAGUGAAUUCAUUUGAAUUUAAGUAAUGUGACAUUAUAGCGUAAUGCAUUUGUACAAGUCAGAGUUUUUUAAGAAGUUUUCAGAAGUUUGUUUUAAUCAUUCGUAAUCUCUAUAUAAUCUUUUAUCUUAUAUAUUAAAUCGUUCAAGAUGUUUUAUCAUGAUUACUAUAACGUCGAUCCUUUCAAACCAUUAAAUGUUGAAUUUAAUAUAUUUACAUUAGAAGAAGUUAAAAAGUUAUCAGUUGCACGUAUAGACUCACUUAUUUCAUUCACACCUCUUGGUGAACCGGUUCUUGGAGGUUUUUAUGAUGCUAGACUGGGGCCUACUCAUAUAAGUAGUAGUAAAUGCAUGACUUGCAAUCAAAAUGCAAUGUCUUGUUCAGGCCACUUUGGACAUAUUGAACUCCCAUGUCCUGUUAUAAAUCCUUUAUAUUCUUCAAUGAUAGUUCACAUACUUAAAUUGUGCUGCUUGUCAUGCUAUAAAGUUUUAUUACCUCGUGAAUUAACUCUAAUUUUAGCUGCUCAGUUGAAACUUUUGGAUAAUGGUCAAUUGGUUAAUGCAUAUAAUUUAAAAAAUGAAAUAAACAGCUUUUUUGAUGAAGAUGAACGAAAAUUAUCAUCUGACGAAAUUGAAACAUUUAUCAAUUUAUAUUUAAAAGAGAAUAUUCAGGAAGAUGAUAAUUCAUAUAAUAAGAGUGCAGAUGAAAUACGACAAACUUUUAUAGCUGAAACCUUAAAUGAAGUUGUUAGAAGAAAAGGAUGUAUACACUGUAAUUGUAUACUUUCAACAGUUUCAAAAUCAUUUUCUAAAAUAACUAUUUCUCAUGGAAUAAGGUCAAAGAAAGAAAAAAAAGUAAAAGAGUAUCUAUUUCCUGCUGAAAUAAAGAAAUUUUUAAGGCAAAUAUGGAAUAAUGAAAAACAUUUUUUGACUGCACUAUUACCUGUUUUAGAUGGAGUUAAUUUAGAAUAUCCCACUGAUGCUUGUUUCAUGACAAAUGUGUUAAUAACACCACCUAAUUUAAGGCCUAAUCUUAUGGUCAAAGGUAAAAUUGUAGAGAGCCCUAGAAAUGCUACUUAUAAAUCAAUUUUACGAGAAGCUAAACUGAUACAGUAUAUACGUUUGAUGAGAGAUAGAGAGGAAGGUCAAGAAAUUCCAGAAGACAUUAUAGAAAUAGUUAAAGAUAGUCAAGGGAAAGAUAACAUAGAAAAAGUACAAAUAAGUAUGCAUAAUUUACAAAUGUGUGUUGAUGCACUUCUUGAUGGUACAGCAAUGAGAUCUAUGAGUUUAAAAGAUUCAUCUGUUCAAAUUGGUUUAAAACAGUUAUUAGAGAAAAAAAAUGGCAUAAUUCGUCAAAAUAUAAUGGGCAAAAGGGUUGACUAUUUUGCAAGAUCUGUUAUUACUCCAGAUCCUUAUUUAGAUAUUGACCAAAUUGGUAUUCCUGUAGAAUUUGCUAAAAAAUUGACGUAUCCUAUAGCUGUUACUGACUGGAAUAUUAAAGGCUUGCAUAGUAUUGUUUUAAAUGGUCCAAAUCAUUACCCAGGAGCUAAUAUGGUUGAAACUGAUAUUGGUAUCAUUAAAUGGCUAUCUGCAACUAAUAAAUCUCGUCGUGAAGCCCUAUCUAAAACACUUUUUUAUCAAGGUCCUAAUUCUAGAGGUCCUCAAAUUGUUCAUCGUCAUGUAGUUGAUGGAGAUAUGAUGCUUGUUAACAGACAACCUUCCCUUCAUAAGCCAAGUAUAAUGGCUCAUAGAGUUAAAGUUUUGAAAGGAGAGAAAACUUUACGUUUACAUUAUGCUAAUUGUAAAGCUUAUAAUGCAGACUUUGAUGGGGAUGAAAUGAAUGCACAUUUGCCUCAAAGUGAGUUGGCUAAAUGUGAAGCACAGGAGCUUGCAAGUGUUGUAAAACAGUAUUUAGUACCACGUGAUGGAACUCCAUUAAGUGGUCUUAUUCAAGACCAUAUUAUAUCAAGUGUACGUAUGACAAUUAGAGGUAAGUUUUUUACUCGAAGAGAAUAUAUGCAUUUUGUUUAUCAAGCUUUAAGUUCAUUAGAUCAAGACAUUAAAACUAUACCACCAGCCAUUAUUAAACCAGUUAUGUUAUGGUCUGGAAAACAAAUAAUAUCAACUUUAAUUUUAAAUUUGACACCCUCAAAUCACAAGUGUUCAUUAAAUAUGUUUUCAAAAUCUAAACUUGAAGAUAAAUUCUGGAAAAAUCCAAAUAAUUUUGAUUAUACCACAUUUCUUUCUGACUUUAAUGUAAUUAUAAAAAAUGGGUAUUUAAUAUCUGGAAUUCUUGAUAAAAAUCAUAUAGGAGCAUCUACUUGUAGUUUAGUACACUGUUUCUAUGAACUUUAUGGUGGAAAAUAUUCAUCAAAAUUACUUAGUGCUUUUAGUAAGUUAUUUACUGUAUAUUUACAAUUGGAUGCUUUUACAUUAGGUGUUAUAGAUAUUUUAGUUACUAAUGUAGCUGAUUCUCAGCGUCAAACUACUAUUACUGAGUCAAAAAAUGCUGGAACAUUAGCUGCAUUAGAAUCUCUUGGUGCUGAAUUCUUAUCUCAAGAAAAUUUAACAAAAAAGUUGGCAGAAGCUUAUAGCAAAAAUGCUCAUUUUUCUGCAUUAGUUGAUAGAAAUUAUAAAAAACACUUGCAGCCUUACACAAAUAAAAUAACUAAAUCUUGUGUUCCUAAAGGUUUACUGCAACCAUUUCCUGAAAAUAAUCUACAACUUAUGGUACAAUCAGGGGCUAAAGGGUCUACUGUCAAUACUAUACAAAUAUCAUGUUGUUUAGGUCAAAUUGAAUUAGAAGGAAAAAGACCACCUUUGAUGAUCUCUGGUCGAUCUCUACCAAGUUUUCCACCAUAUGAUACACUACCCAAAGCAGGUGGCUUUAUUGGAAGUCGUUUUAUGACAGGAAUUCAACCUCAAGAAUUUUUUUUUCAUUGUAUGGCUGGCCGUGAAGGUCUCAUUGAUACUGCAGUUAAAACUAGCAGAAGUGGUUAUCUACAACGAUGUUUAGUGAAGCAUUUAGAGAGCUUAAUUGUAAAUUAUGAUAUGACUGUAAGAGAUAGUAAUGGAAGUAUUAUUCAAUUUUUAUAUGGUGAAGAUGGCUUAGAAGUAACAAAAAGUAGUUUUUUUAACAAAAAGCAGUUUAAAUUUUUAGCUGAUAAUGUUGAUUCUUUCAAAGCAUUACAAAAAAUAAGGAAUGAUCAAUUUUACAUAGAAAUUGAUAAACAAUUGAAAGAAAUCAAAUUGGCAUUAUCAAAAAAAACUAAUGAUAAAAUAGCCAAAAGAGACAGUGGAUUUUUGAAUUGGUGUAGAGAUAAUUCUAAUAUUAAAAGUGAAAAACAUUUAAAAAUAAAAAAUGGCCGUUACAAAAGAAAUACAAGAUUAUGUAAAAAAUGGCAAGAAUUAGAUAAUGAAAUUAAAAAAAAAUAUUCUUUAAAAUUUGAUAAGUUAAAGGAUCCAGUAAGUGCUACUUUUCAUCCUGGAGGGCAUUAUGGCUUGAUUUCGGAAAAAAUGGACAUGGCAAUUGAUGAGUAUUUUAAUAACAAUUAUGAUGAUGUCAACGAUAAAUUAAUAAAUAAUGUUAAGGAAUCCAUCAGACUUAAAGCAAUGACUGCUACAGCAGCUGCAGGUGAACCUGUUGGAUGUAUAGCUGCUCAAUCAGUUGGAGAACCAUCUACUCAAAUGACACUCAAUACUUUUCAUUUUGCUGGACGUGGUGAAAUGAAUGUUACAUUGGGUAUACCAAGACUUCGUGAAAUUUUAAUGAUGGCUACAAAAACUAUCAAAACACCUUCAAUGGAAAUACCUCUUAUUCAAUCUGAAAAUGUUCAAGAAAAAGCUGAAUCAUUAAGAAAGCUCAUGACUAAAAUGACAUUAAAAGAUGUUCUUUCUAAGAUACAUGUUCAUGAAAAAAUUAAAUUAACUCCAAUUCGACACACAUGUUAUGACUUGAUUUUAUACUUAUUGCCUCAUCGAUGUUAUGAAUCAAUUACCCAUAUAACUCCCAAAAAGGUUAUGAAGUUUAUUAAAUAUGAGUUUCCAAUUAGUUUACAAAAAAUGUUUGAAAAAAAUUUAUCAAACAAUUUGAGUGGAGAACUGAUAUCAGAAGAGGCAAAAAAAGCAUUAAAAGUUAAUAGAAAAAAAAAUGAUGUAAACAAUGAAGAUGCUUUAUUGAAUGAUACCGAACCACAAGAAAGUAAAUCAAAAGAUAAUUCUGAUUCAGACAGUGAUUCAGAAGCUGGAGAAUUUGAUUCUGCAGCUAUGAAAAGAAAAGCACAAACUGAGGAAUAUGACUAUGAAAAAGAUGAAGAUGAUCCUCAAAGUGAUGGGGAGAUUAAAUCAGAUGAUAAUCAAAGUGAAUUUGAAUCAACAAUGAAUAUUGAAGAUAAUAAGACAAAAGAAGAUAUUGGCUCUAUAUUUGACAAAGAAAAUAAAAUGCAACAAUCUAAAUUAAUUGAAAAAGACUUUUCCUGUGUUACAGUUAUAGUUAACAAGAUUGACAAAGUACAAUCUUCGUGGGCUAAAAUUAAAGUUACUGUUCCACUUGAAUUUAAAAGACUUGAUUUAACAUCGUUAAUUAGAGAUUUAGUUGAACGUGUAGUUAUACAUGAAAUACCUGGAAUAAAUAGAGCUAUUUUGACUGAAGUUAAUGGUAAAACUAUUUUAAAGACUGAAGGAUCUCAAGGAGUUGCUGAACUUUUUAGAUUUCAAGACCUAGAUUUAAAUUCAUUAUAUUGUAAUGAUGUACAAAUGAUGUUAAAUACUUAUGGUAUUGAAGCUGCUAACAGGGUUAUCAUUAAUGAAGUAAAAAAUGUGUUUAAGGUUUAUGGUAUCAAUGUAGAUACUCGUCAUUUGUCAUUAAUAGCAGAUUACAUGACCUAUGAUGGUAAAUAUAAAGCAUUGAACAGAUCUGGGAUGAAUGAUUGUCCAUCUCCACUGCAACAGAUGUCAUUUGAAUCUACUUUAAGUUAUUUAAAAAAAGCAACUGCUUUGAAAUUAAAAGAUAAUCUAGUAUCACCAUCUAGUGCUUUAGUUGUAGGCCAGCAAGCAAAAAUUGGAAGUGGCCUUGUUAAAUUAUUAUGGCAGUGAUAAAUUCUAGAAAAUGACAUAAGUUUGUUUUAUUGUUCAAAUAAAAUUGGAAAAAAAUAAUGUGCAUUUGAUUUUUUUUUUAAUAUGUACUUGAACCAAAUGUAUCUAACAACUCUUAUAACUUUUGAUUCAAUAAGAACUUUGUGAUAAUAUUAUUAAACAAUUUUUGCAUUCUUAGAUUAGAUUUAAAAAAUAUUUAUUUUCUUUAGUAAAAAGAAAAAUACAAAUUAAUAUAUAUA